Molecule: messenger RNA, 3027 nt
Organism: Xenopus tropicalis (tropical clawed frog)
Lineage: Eukaryota; Metazoa; Chordata; Amphibia; Anura; Pipidae
Gene: mag
Product: myelin associated glycoprotein
Exons: 12
Coding region: 388-2133 (581 amino acids)
Cellular component (GO): membrane
Source: RefSeq, a predicted model, not a curated record
ACAGAGGCAGUCAGACACCAGCAGAACACUGAGUAACUUGCUAUAUGCCAUCGCCAUGCAGCUGGUUACUUACCAGAUUAAUGGAAUGAUCUCUGCACAGCACACACACACAUAGGAAUUUCUGUGUGGGUUCAGUGCCUGCUGAAAAUGUGACAAAGUGCAUUUCAGAACUCCUACUGCCAUACUGUACCCAGCUGAGACCCUUUAUUCUGGAGGGGAGACGCUAACACACUGUGGAGCCAAGUGUAGUCUUGUUUGCCGGAGAAAGCUAUAUGGAACCUGAGUUUUGAAGGCAACUUCUCUAGAGCCGGAACGUUACUUAAAGCAGCAACACAUAGAAGCACCCCUACAGCUCCGCAGGUACAGGGAUAUAUUGCGCCUGAUACGAUGGCAUGGAGGUGGCAAACUCUGCUGUUGCUAUGGAUCUUUACUGAUGGUGCCUUGAGUAGACAGUGGGCUGCUUGGAUGCCACAGUCGAUCUCGGCCUUCAGGGAUACCUGCGUGGCCAUUCCGUGCUCGUUUGACUACCCCAACGACAUACGUCCCUCUGUAAUUCAUGGUAUCUGGUACUUUAACAGCCCGUACCCCAAGAACUUCCCUCCCGUGGUUCUGAAAACAAAGACCAACACAGCCCACGACAACUACAUGGGCCGCACAAAGCUGCUCGGGGAUAUCCAGGAAUCCAACUGCACCCUACAGAUCGACAGGCUGAGCAUGGACCUGCAGGGAAAGUACUACUUCCGAGUAGAUCUGGGCGGAUACAACCAGUACACCUAUUCAGAACACGCCAACCUCUACAUGUUGGAUGAGCCAUUCGUAAGUCUACCUCAAGAGAUGGUUUCUGGUUCCGAAGCAGAGCUAACCUGCCGGGUCCCGGAUAAUUGCCCCGACAUGAAGCCCAGCGUGAACUGGAUGGAGAUCGAGGGACUGGAACACCAUUCGGUCUAUGGCAGCCUAGAGGAAAGCCGGUCGACUUGGACACAAGUGUCUACCCUGAAAUUCAUUCCCUCUUACAAGAACAAUGGGCAGAGGCUGAGCUGCAAAGUCAGCUUCCCGGGGGCAGACAUGGAAUAUAAAGGAUUUGUUACAAUGAACGUGAAGUAUGCGCCACGGAUUGUGGACAUCAACUCAUCCUUUGAAACCACAGAGGGCACCCAGGUGGUGUUUGUGUGCGUGGUGGAUAGUAACCCGGUGUCCCGAGUCGGGUGGUACAAAGAAGGCGCAUUGAUAAGGGAAGACGUCACGGGCAACCUGACACUGGAACUGGAGUAUGUGACCUUCAAUCACGACGGCAUUUACGUCUGUGCGGCAGAGAAUGAGUAUGGCAGGACCAACAAAACCAUGGGGCUUGCAGUGAUGUAUCCCCCAUGGAAACCAUCAGUGAACGCAUCCGUUACUGCAAUGGAAGGGGAAACCAUCACCAUUCUCUGCAACACACAGGGGAAUCCAGACCCCAUUAUCUCCAUUGUGAAGGACAAACAGGUGCUCACUUCCGUGAUCUUUGAGAAUGAGGCGGUGUUUGAGAUCCCCGCCAUCACCCAUGAGCAUGAUGGAGAGUAUUGGUGCACGGCCGAGAACCAAUACGGGCAAAGCAACAGUUCGUUUAACCUCACCGUUGUGUUCUCACCAUUGGUGCUGCUUGAAUCCAAGUGCACCGUAAGCAAGGACACGGUCCAGUGUAUGUGCACAGUCAAAGCCAAUCCAGAACCUUACAUUCUGUUUGAACUCCCUGAAAUGAACCUAACCGUCAGCGAGGGGGAUCCCGAGUUUGUGUACUCCCAGAGGAACGGGUACAUAGUGAGCAGCAUCCUGACUCUACAGAAGGACAGGGAUUUACCCAAACCCAUACUAUGCUCAGCAACCAAUUUAUAUGGCAAGAAAGUCCAUGAGCUCCCAUUCCAGGAUACUGAUACCCUAGUAUGGGCGAAGAUUGGACCAGUUGGAGCUGUUGUCGUAUUUGUGAUUUUAGUGGCAGUUGGAGGCUACUUUAUAAAAACGAGAGAGAAAAAGAAUAUGACAGAAAGUUCAAGUUUUAUACAAACAGAGGCAUCUCCAACGUCUUGUAGUGGCAACGGCAAGAAGAAUCUGGGAAAAAUAGAGUCAGGAGAAAUCAGCUCGCUGGAAGGCAAAUGACUGACAAGAACCAAUUUCUCAGCAUUUCGGAAAAAAUCCUACUGAGCAAGAGGCAGCAACCUUCACGCGUGGAUACGGACUAUGCAAACAUUGACUUUACAAAGAGGAAUGUAAGAGACAGCUUCACCUCGCCCGAGGAGCUUACCGAAUAUGCCGAAAUUCGGGUCAAAUGACGGGCACUCAUCUAACAGCACAAGCACAACUGCCACUCGCAGCCUGCCACCCCCCCCCCCCAAACAGACUAUGGAGAAGCCAUUUUUAUUUAUUUAUUAUAACAGUACAUACGUGCGACCUGACCAGAACCCAUAAUAGAACCAUCUAUGGAAAAUAGACUUUUGUUUUUAAGAAUGAAUACUCUUUCUAUGAAAAGACCAUAUAUAAGGCCAAUAUUAUAUUGACACUGAGCCCAGCUAUCCAUGCUGUAGCCAUUUAUAUUACCCUACAAGGCAGUAUUAGUUCUGUGCAGCACCGAACCGAGAAUUAUCCGGGUAUGAAGCGUUCCUGGCCCCCAGAGCUUGUCCGGUUACUGACUGAGUGAGAGUGAGGGGAUUUGAACCCAGGGCUUUCUUUAAAGGGUCCAUUGUUACAGUCUAGUGGUUUUUGGAACUCUGGGGUUGGCACAGUAGGCAGGUCCAAAGCAGCGGGUAAGGGCCCAGCCUGAAGGCCAGUUAGGGGGGGAUUUGGGGUGAGUGCUUAUUUGUGCCCUGGGUACCCCUGGAACUAUAGCGGGGUGACUGUUACCCCAAUGUUUCUAUAUAUCUGUAACCUUGUUAUGGGCUAAGGGGGCCCAGCCUGAAGGCCAGUUAGGGGGAGAUUUGGGGUGAGUGCUUAUUUGUGCCCUGGGUACCCCUGGAACUAUAGCGGGGUGACUGUUACCCCAAUGUUUCUAUAUAU